Xiphophorus maculatus (southern platyfish) is the source of this 692-nucleotide messenger RNA. It is a transcript of the gene c11h17orf97, whose product is annotated as protein LIAT1. The transcript is spliced from 3 exons. Gene Ontology annotation, biological process: protein arginylation. The record is from RefSeq and is a predicted model, not a curated record. NCBI's taxonomy places the organism in Eukaryota, Metazoa, Chordata, Actinopteri, Cyprinodontiformes, Poeciliidae. The coding region runs from base 80 to 577 and encodes 165 amino acids.
AGGAAAAGUAGCUGCGAAGCGUCUUCUGGGAUUUACAAGGAUAUUUCAUUCCAACCCAACGCGCAUUUCAAAGACCAUCAUGGCAGAUGAGGGUAAAUGUAACAAACUGCUGCAACCAAGGGUCUCUGACCUCAGGAAGAACAAAAAGAGAAAUAACGCUUCUCCCACCGAUUCAAAACUAAAAGAGAAUCCUGGGAGUUUAUCUCCAAUAUCCCAGCUGCCUCCUCAAGAUCCAGGUCAAACUCAGCUUUCCAAGUUCAGGGCUACGGGUACGAAACCCAAGGAUAAUUUCUCUCGGGGUGCCGGGAAGGCAAAAGAACGACAAAAGGAUACAAGGAGCCACCUGCCAGCCUCUCAUACAAUCAGCAACAACAAAGUUCCUGCACACCUAAUGAAGGCUGCCGUCCAGGCCCUGGACAGCCUGAGGUGGGAAGGAGCGCUGCCGGACCCGGAGGAGGAAGAGAAAAGACUAGAGCGCUACAGAGCCAAGAGGCGACAGCGGUACAUCACACACAGAGAGGCUCUGCUGAAAGAAGCCCAGUAUGCCAUGAGAAAAACAGAAAUGAAGACCAAAUGAACCAAAUGAACACCAUCAGGAUCCACAGGCAGCUCACAAAUUAACUCUGACUUACUUACAAGCUGUAUGUUCAGUUCUGCUUUUUUGCCAUGCAAUAAAAAUAAUAACAGCAACU